GGGGAACGCUGGGCUGGCCCAGGCGCGACGGGCGCUGCGUGUGCGCGGCAGGACAGCGCCCGGGGCGCGCGCGGAGCCUCCCAGUGCCCCGCUCCCCCGUCCGCAGCCAUGGCAGGGAACUCGGACAAAGUGCCCAUCGCCCUGGUGGGGCCUGAGGACGUCGAGUUUUGCAGCCCCCCGGCGUACGCCCCGGUGACCAUGAAGCCCUCCAGCCCCGCGCGGCUGCUCAAGGUCGGCGCGGUGGUCCUCAUUUUGGGGGCGGUGCUGCUGCUCUUCGGAGCCAUCGGGGCCUUCUACUUCUGGAAGGGGAGCGACAGUCACAUUUACAAUGUCCAUUAUACCAUGAGUAUCAAUGGGAAAUUACAAGAGGGGUCAAUGGAAAUAGAUGCUGGGAACAACUUGGAGACCUUUAAAAUGGGAAGUGGAGCUGAAGAAGCAAUUGAAGUUAAUGAUUUCCAGAAUGGCAUCACAGGAAUCCGUUUUGCUGGAGGAGAGAGGUGCUACAUCAAAGCACAGGUGAAGGCUCGCAUUCCUGGCAUUCCUGACGGGGGCGCUGUGGCCGCACAGAGCAUCUCCUCUGACCUGGAAGGCAAGAUCAUGCCGGUUAAAUACGAAGGAAGUUCUCUCAUCUGGGUGGCUGUAGGCCAGCCUGUGAGGGACAACAGCUUCUUGAGUGCUAAAGUCUUAGAACUCUGUGGCGACCUUCCGAUAUUCUGGCUUAAACCAACAUAUCCAAAAGAAAUCCAGAGAGAAAGAAGAGAAUUGGUUAGAAAAAUUGUCACAACUACAAGAAGACCACACAGUGGGCCACGGGACAACCCAGGCCCUGGAAGACCGAAUAAUGAAACCAGACCCAGCGCUCAGGAGGACUCGGACCCCUUCAAUCCAGACAACCCUUACCAUCAGCAGGAAGGGGAAAGCAUGACAUUCGACCCUAGACUGGAUCACGAAGGAAUCUGCUGUAUAGAAUGUCGGCGGAGCUACACUCACUGCCAGAAGAUCUGUGAGCCCCUGGGGGGCUACUACCCAUGGCCUUACAAUUACCAAGGCUGCCGCUCGGCUUGCAGAGUUGUCAUGCCAUGUAGCUGGUGGGUGGCUCGCAUCUUAGGCAUGGUGUGAAGUCAUUUCACCUGCCAGGUGCUGUAAAGUAAGAAUUAACUCAAGAGACAACCAAACUAUGAGGCGUCUUCAUGCUGAAAGGACCACAAAGUAUUUUAUAUUCAAGCUCAGCAAUGUUAUAUGACACACUUGUAACAAACACAACAUUUCUCAGUUGCUUUACAGAACUUUAUUCAGAAUGUGCAAAAUACUGAAAGUAGCUUCAGUUUAAAGUAAUUGUAAUAACCUAUUACUUGCUAUUUUUUGCCUUGCUUUUUGCCAGUUAGUCCUGCUUAUAAGACUUGCUUCCCAGACUAUUUUGAAAUAAACAUGAAACAUGA
This is a messenger RNA of Manis pentadactyla (Chinese pangolin), 1439 nucleotides long. RefSeq names its product chondromodulin (gene CNMD). The record is from RefSeq and is a predicted model, not a curated record. The transcript has 7 exons. NCBI's taxonomy places the organism in Eukaryota, Metazoa, Chordata, Mammalia, Pholidota, Manidae. The coding region runs from base 109 to 1119 and encodes 336 amino acids. Gene Ontology annotation, biological process: negative regulation of angiogenesis; negative regulation of endothelial cell proliferation.